GCGCAGCCGGAACCCGCGCUGUCAGUGAGCGUCCAGGCAGUCCUUCCACCCCGCGCGUCUCCGCGCCAUGGCCGCCCCGCCGCAGCUGAAGGCUCUGCUCCUGGCGGUGAACGCGCUGCUGCGCAAGCGCCGCUACCACGCUGCGUUGGCCGUGCUUAAGGGCUUCCGGAACGGGGCCGUCUAUGGAGCCAAAAUCCGGGCCCCUCAUGCUCUGGUCAUGACCUUUCUCUUCAGGAGCGGCAGCCUCCGGGAGAAGCUGCGGGCCAUUCUGCAGGCCACCUACACCCACUCCUGGAACCUGGCCCGCUUCGUGUUUGCCUACAAGGGUCUCUGCGCCCUGCAGGCCCACCUGCAAGGCCAGACCUACCAGGCUCACUCCUUCUUGGCUGCCUGCCUUGGGGGCAUUCUGAUAUUCAGGGAGAACAACAACAUCAACAGUCAGAUCAACAUGUACCUGACAUCACGUGUCCUGUUUGCCCUGUGUCGCCUGGGCGUGGAGAAGGGCUACAUCCCUGAGCCCAGGUGGGACCUGUUCCCUCUGCACACCGGGGUGAUUUGGGGGAUUGUGCUGUGGCUCUUCGAGUACCACCGGCACACGCUGCAGCCUUCACUGCAGUCCUCCAUGACCUACCUCUAUGAGGACAGCAAUGUGUGGCAUGACAUCUCGGACUUCCUCCUGUAUAACAAGAGCCAACCUUCCAAGUAACAGGGCCUGCAGUGUCUCUGGGGGCUCCUCUACCCAGCCUGGAGCCGAGGCCAUGGCCAGUUGUGGCUGGAAGUCUGGCUCCAUAUGCAAACCCUCCCAGAGGACCCUGCCUUCUCCAAGUUGUGGCCUCACACUCCAGCUCGCAUCAGUCCAGGAUUCCAGUUGCUGAAGUAAAAGCACUGAUGUUCCCAGUAGGUACUUUGGGAUGGUAUGAAAAGUGGAGAAAUCUACCUGAGGAGUUUUGGGCUUGGAUCCAGCUGUGCUGCUAAUUUACGCAAGUCGCACUCUGCUCUGGGGCUCAGGGGUCCCGGAGGGAGCUUGAGGAAUACCUUGGGAGUAGGGUCUUUUUCUGGUGAGUGUGUUGGGUCUUCCACUGUCCUUGGAUAAUACAGGACUCCUUGCUGGUGGGCUGUGGGUUGCAAAUGCUUAAAAAAAUCAAGUUCCUUUUCUCGUAUGUACUGAAGAGGUUCUAGAACCUCACUGCCUAAAAGAAACACAACAUGAGUCAUAUAUGUAAUGAAAAGUUUUCUAGGGCUGGGGCUACAUCACCAGUGAUAGAGCUCUUGCCAAACAUGUAUUAGACCUGGGUUCCAUUCCUAGCACUGGGAGAAAGAAGUAGAAACGAAUGAGGUUAAUCUUAAUUACAUAUUUUUAACCUAAUA
This is a messenger RNA of Octodon degus (degu), 1368 nucleotides long. It is a transcript of the gene Pxmp4, whose product is annotated as peroxisomal membrane protein 4. The coding region runs from base 68 to 706 and encodes 212 amino acids. NCBI's taxonomy places the organism in Eukaryota, Metazoa, Chordata, Mammalia, Rodentia, Octodontidae. Gene Ontology annotation, cellular component: peroxisomal membrane. The record is from RefSeq and is a predicted model, not a curated record. The transcript is spliced from 4 exons.